Messenger RNA from Lytechinus pictus (painted urchin), 1299 nucleotides. RefSeq lists its product as uncharacterized. Lineage: Eukaryota; Metazoa; Echinodermata; Echinoidea; Temnopleuroida; Toxopneustidae. The coding region runs from base 89 to 403 and encodes 104 amino acids. The transcript is spliced from 3 exons. The record is from RefSeq and is a predicted model, not a curated record.
CAUCUCAUCUCGUCUGGCAGAAGAAAGCAUCCAAGCUCUUAUUUUUGACUACAUUCAACUCUUCCGUUAACACCCAACUAAAACCAUAAUGGCUUCCAAGGUGCUCAUCAUGAUCUUUGCUGUUGCCAUGGCAACCGCCUUGGUUACCGCCGAAACGUUCGACGAUCUCACAGGCGCUGAUCUUGAUGAAAUUCUGGGCUUGAUUUCUAAGAGGGGUGAUUCAAACGACGCCGGAAUGGUGUUCGACGAGGCCUUCGACGAAAUGGACAAACGGGGUCGGGGAGGGAGGAUGUUUUUCCGCUGUACACAUCCUCUGAAUGGCUUCAAUUGCAUCUGUGACAAGCGAUUCCGCGAGACCAGCCCCAAAUACUUCAGGGUAUGCGGAUACGGAGGAGGUCAGUAGAAUGGACGCAAACCUAUCAUGGCCGACUACCGGAUAGCAUAUUGAGGGACCGAAAGUUGAACAAACCAAGACCCGGCUGGACCGAUAUCCGGUUAACAAUGAAGACAACAUGUCCGAACCACACGCAGAUUACAAACAAUGACAUAUAAAUUAUUUGGGAAAAAAAUGUCGAAUAUCCAUCGGAUAGAAUGGCUGUCCUAUCCAUACUCUGUUACCAUGGUAACGUCACAAAUAUUGGACAGGACCACCGUUCUUGUCAGACAGAGACUAAUAUAAGCUCGAUUCCGAUAGCAGACCUGUACAUUUACAACAAUGUUCAUCAUGCUCUCUAAAGAUAUUUCUCUUCAAACUGUUCAACUAUUAUAAUACGAGUGUGCCUGCGAACUGAUUUCUUUCGUUGUUUAAGGUGCACGAUUUGAUAUUCACCUCAACGUCACGUGACACCAAUCUAUUAUGACGUAUCAAUGCGUGCACCACUUUGUACUUCCCUUUUUAUAUUACAUUUUUAUAUACAAUUAUGAAUACCGUUUAUGAAAUGCAACAUUAUUUCGAAAGCACAAAUUAUUCAAAUCGGUAAUUAUGAUAUACCAAAAAAAAAGGCAUUAUCAAAAGAGACUAAAUUUUAUAGUAUAUAGCUUUCAUAAACUAGGAUUAGGUAGGUAUAGAAAAGAGAGAACUCAUCAUUUUAAUGAUAUAUAAGUCAAGUUUUGAUGAUGCUGUCUUGCAAUGUAGGUAGAAGAUUAGAAUUUUGAAAAUUGGUAUAGGAUUUUAAUUCAUCCUAUUAGUGUCUCCUAGAACUUAUGAUUUGUAAUCAUCAUGCUCCUAGAAUCAAGCAAUCGAAGUAUUUCUAUUUUGGUACAUCACUAGUUCUUAAUAAAAGUGUGGUAUUCAUAACA